Brassica napus (rape) is the source of this 2979-nucleotide messenger RNA. RefSeq names its product protein FAM135B. The record is from RefSeq and is a predicted model, not a curated record. The coding region runs from base 379 to 2835 and encodes 818 amino acids. Lineage: Eukaryota; Viridiplantae; Streptophyta; Magnoliopsida; Brassicales; Brassicaceae. The transcript is spliced from 15 exons.
AACUAAAUAGUCAAGUAACCCGAAACAUACAUCCUUCACUGUACGAAUCGAAAAGAAGGACACGGCGUGGAUCGCGAUGAUGGUCUCUCGUAUGAACAUUCAUCCUUCUUACCCGACAACUUUAAUCAAAAACAUCCGACCACAGCUUAUUUCUUUUUUAAAAAAGAAAUAAUUAAAAUCCUCAAAUUGCUCGAACAAAAUGCUGUUCCUGUACUAAAGUUUGUAGCUUUCCCAGAUCCUUUUCUCCAUUUCUUCCCCAUAAGCUAAUGAAAACAGAGACAUAGCAAAUCGUGUUCUGGGAAUCGUCAGAUCUUGAUCUGAGAAGACUUACAGGUCCUAGUCGCUGAGUAGCUCGAAGAGCUGAUUCAAAAUCGUUGGAUGGUCUUGAGAAAACACACAUUCCAAGAUAAUAGAAAAAGUGAUGUGCGUUUUUAUAUUUCACAUAUGUUACGCCAUCUUGGAUGGCUAUUUGGAUUGAGCAGAAGAAGUAGGCGAGCAAAGACACUUGACGCUAAACCUUACAUAGAUAAUAGGGUUAAGCCAGUACUAAUGGUUGACACGGUUCAAGAAGUUGCCAUUUAUAUCCACAGGUUUCAUAACCUUGAUCUUUUCCAACAAGGAUGGUAUCAAAUAAAAAUCACCAUGAGAUGGGAAGAUGGUGAUAACGCUACUCGUGGUAUUCCUUCAAGAGUCGUUCAGUAUGAAGCUCUGGAAUCAGGCUCUAAUGGAGUGUGGAGGAUAGAUGAUAAAGACAAUAGUUUCUUCACACAGCCUUUCCAAAUCAAAUACGCAAGGCAGGACGUUCGUCUGUGUAUGAUGAUUUCAUUCACUUUGCCACUUCAAAGAUAUGACGGGUCGGCUACAUCUGCUGCUAUAUUGAAAUUUGAGCUCAUGUAUGCUCCAGCUAUGGAUAAUUCAUCAACGAGGCAAUUAGAAGCUUUGCCUGCUGCGAUUCAUGAGUUUCGUAUUCCACCCAAGGCCCUUACAGGCGUGCAUUCAUACUGUCCUGUGCAUUUUGACACACUCCAUGCGGUUCUUGUCGAUGUGAGUGUCCACAUCAGUGUAUUGAAAUCUGCUGCUUAUAGACGACCUCCAAGUCUUUCAAGCAGAGUGGUGAGUAACAGUAAAAGUGUCAGUGGCAGCAGUGCUCAAUCUUUCAAGAAAGCACUUGGUCUGCUUGCUUCUGCUGACAAGAAAAUGGUGUCAUUCGUUAAAGCAUUACUUGGAGCACGCGACAUUCUACUCGAGGAAAUGACAAGACUUGGCGAGGCAAUUGGAAAAUCAAUUGAUUUGUCUGACUUUGUAUCAGAUAUGAACAAUGUUCCUUUAUCUCAAUCAGCAGUUCCCGGUUCAGGACAAGGCAAGGAACAAAACAGUCCUCUUGAGAAGCUGCAGAUUACAUUUGAUCUAACAAGUGAUGACUGGCUUCAUGAACUCUCCAAGGAUCAUCUAACUCGUUUAUUCCACUUACUUGGCACCCAACUGCAUUAUCUUUGGAACACAUUUCUUGGAUUUCACCGGGAUAAUAACACAAAAAUACUGGAAUAUCUUCGUGAUGUUUGGAGAAAAGAUCGUAGAGCUGAAUGGUCGAUAUGGAUGGUGUACUCUAAGGUUGAAAUGCCACAUCAUUUUAUAAACAGUGGAAUGAGUGAUAUCAUAAACCACAGUGCACACAAACGAGCCUCAAGUGUCUUGAAAUUGACUGAUCCUGCACAACUUGCAGCUAACCGUGCUGAACUUCACCGUCGAAGCAUCGCGCAAAUGAGGAUUAACAACCGGUCAAUACAAGACAUGCAUAUACUUGGGGAUCCUAUGCGAGUUCCUAUUAUUAUAAUCGAACGUGUCUUGAAUGCACCAAGACGCACUUUGAGUGAUAACUCUUACUUGAGACAUGUGGAUAUGCUCGAUUCCGGCUUGCUUAAUGCGGUCAAUGAUGAUGGGGAGAAAACAAAAGCUACCAGCUCCCAGAAAAGUGCUCGUGAACUAAAGAUAGUUGUUUUCGUUCAUGGUUUCCAGGGGCAUCACUUGGACUUGAGGCUUGUCCGGAACCAGUGGCUUAUGAUAGAUCCGAAGAUAGAGUUUCUCAUGUCCGAGGCAAAUGAGGAGAAAACACAUGGCGAUUUCAGAGAAAUGGGACAAAGGCUGGCGCAAGAGGUUGUUUCUUUCCUCAAGAGGAAGAAGGAUAGGUAUGCGAGACAAGGACAUUUGAAAAGCAUCAAGUUGAGUUUUGUUGGGCAUUCUAUUGGUAACGUGAUCAUCAGAACAGCAAUCUCUGAUGGUUUGAUGGAACCAUUCAGGAAGUAUCUACAUACGUAUCUAUCGCUUUCGGGUCCACACUUGGGUUAUCUGUACAGUACAAACUCUUUGUUUAACUCAGGACUUUGGCUCUUAAAGAAGUUGAAGAGUACACAGGUUAUUCAUCAGCUUACACUCACUGAUGAUCCUGAUCUCCGGCAGACUUUCUUUUACAAACUCUGCAAGCAAAAGACGUUGGAACAUUUCAAAAAUAUAAUUCUCCUGUCCUCACCUCAGGAUGGUUAUGUUCCAUAUCACUCGGCAAGAAUUGAAUCGUGCCAACCAGCUUCAUUCGACAGUACAAAAAGGGGAAUCGCAUUCUUGGAAAUGCUGAAUAAUUGUAUGGACCAAUUACGUGGACCAGCACCUGAAGCGCCGCAUCAGCAAAGGGUUUUCAUGCGCUGCGAUGUUAACUUCGACAUGACUGUGUAUGGACGUAACCUGAACUCGUUCAUCGGACGUGCUGCCCACAUAGAGUUCUUGGAGUCUGAUAUCUUUGCAAGAUUCAUAAUGUGGUCAUUUCAAGAUCUGUUCCGCUGAUUUUUCCUGAACAGGAUAUUGAAUUUUGUACAAAUUUUGGUGGGACUAUAAACUGUUGUAUAUUAGCUCAGUGCCGGUGCAGAAUUUUACAAGGCCGCAAAGAGAAAAAUAGACCGUUUUAAUUUGGUAAAAAUGUUAAACAAA